AGCGGAGUCGCCAUUUUAAUGUCAGCCUUAAAAUGGCUGAAAAAUGCAGGAAAGAAGGAGAGACGCUGACAAGGUUUCUUUUCUUUUUUUGAUAACAGAACCGACAUCCAAAUUUACUGACAUAUUACGGGGUUAAUGGCUAAGGGGAGAGUCUGACGUCGGUAAAAUGGAUAUUAAAACUGCGGUUUUCAACGCGGCCAGAGAUGGGAAGCUGAAACUUAUCCAGAAGUUGCUGAGCAACAAAAGUCCGGAGGAGUUGGAGGCGCUUGCCGAGGAGAAGACACAAGGAGGCACUCCGCUUCUGAUCGCCUCCCGAUACGGUCAUUUGGAGGUAGUGGAUUAUCUACUUGGACACUGUAAAGCUAAUGUAGAGCUGGGGGGAUCCGUUAACUUUGACGGAGAGACUAUUGAAGGGGCUCCCCCUUUAUGGGCGGCUUCUGCGGCUGGUCACCUGCCGGUCGUGCGGACCUUGUUGAAGCACGGGGCGUCGGUGAACAACACCACGCUAACAAAUUCGACCCCACUACGUGCCGCCUGCUUUGAUGGUCACCUAGAAAUUGUGCGCUACCUGGUGGAGCACCGUGCUGACAUGGAGGUAGCUAACCGGCAUGGCCACACCUGUCUCAUGAUAUCUUGCUACAAAGGCCACAAAGAGAUUGCCAAGUUUCUGCUUGAGCGUGGUGCAGAUGUUAACCGCAAGAGUAUAAAGGGCAACACGGCACUCCAUGACUGUGCAGAGUCUGGGAGCCUGGACAUCAUGAAGAUGCUGUUGAAGUGCAAUGCACGCAUGGAGAAGGAUGGCUACGGAAUGACCCCCUUGCUUGCUGCUAGCGUGACAGGUCACACGAACAUAGUGGAGUACCUGGUGCAUCAGCCUCGCUCCUCGCGAGAGGAGCGCGUCGACGCCCUCGAGCUCUUGGGCGCAACGUUUGUCGACAAGAAGCGAGACCUGCUGGGCGCCAUGCGGUAUUGGCGACGGGCUUUGGAGCUGCGUCAGCCCGGGGACAGGACCGGGGCGCUGAGCAAGCCGCCCCCAGGGCCCCCCGUCCCGGCGUACGACUGCGCGCAGGAGGUGACCACGACCGAGGAGCUGGAGGCUCUCAUCACCGACCCGGACGAGAUGCGCAUGCAGGCGCUGCUGGUGCGCGAGCGCAUCCUGGGGCCCUCGCACCCGGACACGUCCUACUACAUCCGCUACCGCGGGGCCGUCUACGCCGACUCGGGCAACUUCGAGCGCUGCAUCAGCCUGUGGAAGUACGCGCUGGACAUGCAGCAGAGCAACCUGGACCCACUCAGCCCCAUGACGGCCAGCAGCUUCCUGUCCUUCGCCGAGCUCUUCUCCUUCGUGCUGCAGGACCGGGCCAAGGGCACGCUGGCCACCCGCGUCACUUUCCAGGACCUGAUGGGCGUGCUGGGCAAGAGCGUGCGCGAGGUGGAGCGGGCGGUGGCGCAGCGCGACAGCCCCCCCGAGGCGCCCCAGUUCACCAAGGCGCUCUCCAUCAUCCUGCACCUGCUCUUCCUCCUGGAGAAGCUGGACUGCACCCCCGAGCAGGAGUACCAGAAGAAGCAGACGGUCUACCGCCUGCUGAAGCUGAACCCGCGGGCGCGCAACGGCUACACCCCGCUGCACAUGGCGGCCGACAAGGACACGACGGCAGUGGGCCGCUACCCCGUGGGCCGCUUCCCGUCGGCCGCCGUGGCGGGGCUGCUCCUGGAGUGCGGCGCGGACGCGGACUCGCGCGACUGCGACAACAACACACCGCUGCACGUCUCCGCCGCCAACGGCUGCCCCGAGAUCAUGAGCAUGCUGGUGCGCGCCGGGUCCCACUUCGACGCCACCAACUCCAAGGGGAAGACGGCCUACGAGCUGCUGGACGAGCAGAACGCCGGGCGCCACGCCCUGCACCCCCUCAACUACGUCACGCUGCAGUGCCUGGCGGCCCGCUCCAUCGAGAAGCACAGACUGCCCUACAAGGGGCUCAUCUCAGAGGAGAUGGAGGCCUUCAUUGAAUUGCACUGACCCCCCCCCCCCCCCCCCCCCCGAUCUAGCCUCCUCUCCAUCAGCCAUUUGCUCUAUCCUUUACAUUCAGUUCUUCUCAGGCUUAGACCAAAUCAAAGCAAUAAUCCCAUGCCACUAAUCGCAAGCGACAAACCUGUAAUUUAGGGAGGUUUUUCUCUUGUUAGCUUCUUUUUUUCCCCCCCAUUCAUUAAAAGGACAAACACUUUGAAAUACUUGGCUGGGAUUUGCAGUUAGAACUUCUAAUUUUAUUUAGGCAUUUGCAAUGUCGUCUGAUGUCCACAAGAGCAAGAUAACAAGUGUUUAGCUUUGCCUGUCAGUAUGUAAUUUGGCAGUACAAUUAUUUUAAGGUGAGGGUUGGCAGUAGUUGAGAAUAAGGAAUGGGGGUUUUAUUGCUAGGGGGAUUAUAAACUUUCUGAAAUGCCUGCAUGUUGGGAUAAAAUGAUGGUGAGAAUUUAAACUUUCUUAUAUUGCAAGAAAAUCCAUCAGUCUCUGGUACAGACCCUGUCUGGCCAGCUCCAUGGUCUGUCUUUCUGUCAUCGCCAUUUAUUUUUAUUUAUUCCAUUUUAUAGUUAACCUCACUUGAGAAAAGAAGUACAGUCUGCUGUGCCAAAAAUGUUUUCUCAGUUUUCACUGAUGGCCAGUGUAGCCAAAUAGAGUAGCUCUGAUUUUGUGAAGCGUCUUCAGCUUUAAAGAGUGAAAUUUGUAUGGCUGCUUACCAGACUGGAGUACUGUACUGGCCAUAGCAGAGUUUCCUUGUAUUUUAAUGGUUAUUUGAAACCGUAUCCUAACCUUGUUAAACCCGAUACAAGGAGAGCUUGGGAAAGGACAAACUAUUUUAACCACCAAGAGAAUCGGUUGUGCUUUGCUAGAGCUGACUGUCCAUUGCAGUGAACGAAAGUCAUUAAUCCUAGAAGUAACUUGGUCUAACCACAGGAUUUCAUCACAAUCAGAGGAGGUUGGAAUGGAUUAUGGAGUCUGUAAACGGACUACACCUGCCUCUUUAGUCUUAUUAUCAGACAUUUUUUGUUUUGUUUCGUUAUUUUACUGUACGGCAUUCUGUUGUUAACUUGACCUUUAUUUAAAGCACUUUGGAAAAUCCUAGGAUCUUAUUUUGCAUCCAAACCGUGGACUCACUCAGUUUAACAGAUUAAUGAAUUUAACACCUUCGGGACAAAGCAUUAGUUUGAGAUGCCUGAAUAAAAUUCAGUAUCCCAUGA
This is a messenger RNA of Anguilla rostrata (American eel), 3237 nucleotides long. RefSeq names its product protein fem-1 homolog A. NCBI's taxonomy places the organism in Eukaryota, Metazoa, Chordata, Actinopteri, Anguilliformes, Anguillidae. The transcript has a single exon. Gene Ontology annotation, molecular function: protein binding. The record is from RefSeq and is a predicted model, not a curated record. Bases 167 to 2020 code for a protein of 617 amino acids.